UAUAUAAAUCACAAACACGACACAAACACACAGUCUCACAUGACACCAAAUCUCAUCUUCAUUGUCAUCAGCCACAUCCUAAUUCUUUUUUCCUUCUUCGAUCUUCACUGAUUUUCAAUACGUUAGAUUCCGAUUCAUAUCCACGAAAUUCAAUCAAAUUGGAUCCAUGGAAGCAUUCUCUGGUCAAUCUUCUUGAGUUUGAAGGAAGAUGCCAGGAUUAACAACCGGGAAUGAUCAAUUCAGUGAUGAGCAAUCAAAACCUGCUCUCUCCGCCAAUGGAUUCUGGUCUAAGAACCUUGGCGACAUUAGCCACAAUCAGCUCCAGAAGGUACUGCAUCCAAUUAUAUGUUUUCCAGAUUCAUUUCUUUGUUAUUGGAUUGGAAUUGUGCUAGAUCACUGUUGUUUUUGUAUUUGUUGUUGUGUUUGUUCAUGAUGUGUUGUUUAACUAUGUAUUGGAUCUUGCAGCUUAAGAAAUUCAUUCAUGAAUUGCCUUGGGUCGUGGGUUUUAGGAUGUUUGAUUGUUGUUACAUGCAAUUUUAUUACUUUUGUGUUUUGACAAAUUGAAAUUCAGUUUACUCCUUAUGUUCACAUCAAUACCUUGUAAAGGUAUAUAUAAAUGAAGUGAUGCUACAUAUGAAUUUCGAAUAUUUCGAUUGCCCAUUCAGUUAUAUUCCACCCUUUUUUUUACACGCAUUGCCUUGCUCGAGGUUGAGUUUAGGCAAUGGCUUAUUAAUUAUUAUAAGCAACUAACAAUUUUUUAAAUAAUGUGCUCGAGGUUUUAAAUUUGCGGUUGGGUUGCCGAAUUGCGGACAAAUGUGGGUUGAUGCAGCUGCAAUUGCGGCCCCGAGGCCGAUGCGGGGAGAAGAAAACCCUUUACAUUGUGGCUGCAAUUGCGGUUGCAGACCGCAAUUUGAAAUUCUGAAUUUGGUUAAUAUGUCUCGCAUUGCAUUCGUUGCUUUCUUGUGAUACAGUUCUGGAGUGGGCUAUCACCACAAGCUCGGCAAGAACUCUUGAGGAUAGACAAACAAGCGCUCUUUGAGCAAGUGCGAAAAAAUAUGUACUGCUCCAGGUGCAAUGGGCUUCUUCUUGAAGGCUUUAUGCAGAUUGUUUUGUAUGGGAAAUCUUUGGAGCAAGAGGGAGCAGGUGUUCACGUUCCUUGAAGCAGACCUGGUGGUUUCAAAAAUCAAAAUAGCAUUAAAUCAUCCACUUUGAAUGGGGUCCAGGAUGAAACUCAAGAUCCAUCGUUCCAUCCUUGGGGAGGUUUGACCACAACGCGUGAGGGUUUGCUAACACUUAUGGAUUGCUACUUGUACUCAAAGUCUCUGAAAGGACUGCAAAUUGUAUUUGAUGGGGCACGUGCAAGAGAGCGGGAAAGAGAACUGCUUUAUCCUGAUGCCUGUGGUGGGGGAGGCCAUGGUUUGUGGACUGGUAUGGGCUUACCGGCUUUGUAACUUAGCGGGCUUAGGCAUUUCUGUAAACAUUGGGCCUGGCGAUCCAUGACCCAAACGGGUCAAAACACAAUCAUAUAUAUAAAGGACACCGCCCAAGCGGUGGGGGAUCCAACGCAUUUUCACUCAUUUUACUUGUCUCAUUUUACUUUCGCUCUCUGAUUUGCUUAGCCCGACUCUCUGUGUUCUAGACCGGAACAUUGGCGCCCACCGUGGGGCCGACGGAAUCUUUCCUAGGCUUCAUUUCUCACAGAAAUGGUAACUCGAUCCGGGGCGAACGGAGAGAGGAACCAAAUCCAUCAGGAUAAUGUUCCUCCCGACGUUCUUCAACGGAUCAUGGACGAUCUCAAUGAUCUCCGCCAACAUAAUCAACAACUGCAAACUCAACUUGCUGAACUUAACCAAGUUAGGGGCUUGCAGGAGGGCGAUCGAAGAAUGGCCGAAACAGUUGUGGACUUUCAACCUUUCACAGAUGAAAUUGCAAACAGUACCGUCCCAGAUAAUUUGAAGACACUUGUUCUUGAUUCGUAUUUUGGAGAUUCUGAUCCAAAAGAGCAUUUGGUGUACUUUAAUACCAAAAUGGUUAUCGUAGGCGCUUCAGAUGCGUUGAAAUGCAAAAUGCUUCCUUCAACUUUCAAGAAAUCAGCGAUGACUUGGUUUACCACUUUGCCGCCUCGCUCAAUUGCUGGAUUUAUGGAUUUGUCCGCCAAAUAUUUGUCUCAGUUCUCAACUAUCGCGUCCAGAAGGUGACUCCAGCAGCUUUAUUCAACAUUCAACAAAGGCCUAAUGAAAGCCUUCAAUCGUUUAUGGGGCGUUUCAAUCAACUCUCAGUUCAUUUGGAGGACAAGAUGCCAGAGAUUUGCAUAGCAGCUUUUGAGUUAGGGCUCCAACCAAGCAGUUUGAACAGUAAUUUAAGUCGUAAGCCCGUGGAAACAAUGGUUGAAUUGUGUAACAGGGUGCAGGGCUUCAUUCGCGAGGAGCAAAGUGAUCGCAUAAAGAAAAACCGCAAAAAUGCGGCGGUUAUUGGCCAACAACAGCAAGGAGAUUCGAAGAAGGCGACGGUUAACGAUCAGCGUUCGGGUGGAGCGGUUUCCAAGGGCGAAAGAGGUUACAACAAUUCAAGUCGUUACGAUAACCGCUCCAACUUUCGCAAUCGUGCUCAGCCUUAUGGAAAUCGUGGGUAUGGACACUCAAUGACGUGGACCAGAAACCAACAAGACAGGUCGGUCCCACUAGCGGUUAAUUUGACAGAGGCUUUGCACAUGUGUUUGGAGGCUAACACAAUUCGUUUUUCGAAACAACCGAAACGCCCACUGGCAACGUGGACAGAUCUAAGUGGUGUGAAUACCAUCGAAUCGCGGGGCAUAACACUGAUGAUUGUUUUACACUAAAGAAAGAGAUAGAGGAUUUGAUAAAAGCAGGAUGCAUGACGAAUCAGGCGAAUUAUUGCUAUCAAACUAUGCCGAAAUAUUGCUAUCAAACUAUGCCGUUUGGGCUUAAGAAUGCAGGAGCUACUUAUCAGAGGCUGAUGGAUAGAGUUUUUGAGAAACAAGUGGGGUGCAACAUGGAGAUUUAUGUGGAUGACAUGGUGGUCAAAUCGGAGGAAAUGGGUGGACAUUGUCUAGAUUUAGCUGAGGCUUUCAGAGAAAUCAGAAAGCACAACAUGCGCUUUAAUCCGGAAAAAAUGUUCUUUUGGGAUUCAAAGUGGAAAGUUUUUGGGCUUCAUGAUUACUAGAAGGGGAAUUGAGGUCAAUCCUGACAAGUGUAAAGCAAUUCUGGAAAUGCAAAGCCCAACAUCAAUGAAGGACGUGCAAAAGCUAACAGGAAGGAUAUCAGCUAUGUCAAGGUUUCUACCUUGUUCUGGAAGCAAAUCAGCACCAUUUUUUCAAUGCUUAAGGAAAAACAGAGUUUUUCAGUGGACAGAUGAAUGCGAACAAGCUUUUCAAAAUCUCAAGGAGCAUCUAUCUAAGCCUCCUAUAUUGUCAAAGCCAAUUCCAGGUACACCUUUAUCGGUUUUCAUUUCUAUAUCAGAUAAUGCUGUGAGUUCUGUUUUAUUGCAAGAAUGCAAAGAUGAAUUGAGAAUUAUAUAUUUUGUGAGCCAUGCUUUACAAGGGGCUGAGACAAGAUACCAAAAAAUAGAAAAGGCUGCACUUGCCUUAAUUAUCUCCGCCCGAAAGUUGAGGCCUUAUUUCCAAGGUUUUCAAAUCAAAGUCAAAACUGACUUUCCUUUGCGUCAAGUGUUGCAAAAACCUGACUUGGCAGGGCGUAUGGUAUCGUGGGCUGUUGAAUUGUCAGAGUUUGGUAUUGUGUUUGAAAAGAAAGGUCAGGUUAAAGCGCAAGUGUUAGCAGAUUUUGUCAAUGAAAUGUCUCCAGAGGUAAAGGUUUCAGAAGAGGUGGAGUGGAUUUUGUCAGUUGAUGGGUCAUCUAAUUUAAAUGGCAGUGGAGCAGGAGUGGUCUUAGAAGGGCCAGGUGGAGUAAUUAUUGAGCAAUCGUUAAAAUUCGACUUCAAAGAAAGUAACAACCAGGCAGAAUAUGAAGCAAUUAUAGCUGGGAUAAAUUUGGCUAUUGAGAUGAAUGUUCAUUGUCUCGUGAUCAAAACUGAUUCUCAGCUGGUUGCAAAUCAAAUAAAGGGAGACUAUCAGGCGAAGGAUAUUCAAUUGGCCAAGUAUUUAAUGAAGACUCAAGAGUUGAUGAAGCGCAUGGAUAGUGUACAGGUCAAUCACGUUCCUAGAGAGGAAAAUACCAGGGCUGAUGUUCUCUCCAAGUUAGCAAGCACGAAGAAUCCAGGUAACAACAAGUCAGUGAUCCAAGAAAAUUUGAAAAGUCCAAGUGUGAAUGAAGAUGAUAUUGUAAUGGUAGCUGGAACAGCAUCCCCAGAUUGGAUGGAUCGAAUUAAAAUAUGUUUAGAGGCAGAUGGGGCAGACUUAGCUUUAUUUUCCAAAGAUCAGGUUCGCGAAGCCAGUCACUAUGUGCUUUUGGGAGAUCAACUUUACAGAAGGGGCGUAGGAGUUCCAUUGCUGAGGUGUGUAACAUGAGAUGAGGCUAACAUGAUUAUGUUUGAGGUUCAUGAGGGAGUUUGUGCAAGUCAUGUGGGCGGAAGGUCUUUGGCUGCAAAAGUGCUUAGAGCUGGGUUCUAUUGGCCAACUCUGAAAAGUGAUUGUAUGGAGUAUGCGAAAAAAUGUGAGAAGUGUCAGGUUUAUGCUGAUUUGCACAGAGCACCUCCAGAAGUGUUAAGUUCUAUGAGUUCUUCGUGGCCAUUCGCUAUGUGGGGCGUAGAUAUUCUGGGACCCUUCACUCCUGCAGGGGCUCAGAUCAGGUUUGUUAUGGUGGCUGUCGAUUAUUUUACUAAGUGGAUUGAAGCAGAAUCAAUGGCGAAGAUUACAGCUGAAAAGGUUAAAAAGUUUUAUUGGAAAAAGAUAAUUUGCAGAUUUGGUGUCCCAGCAACAGUGGUGUCAGAUAAUGGAACGCAAUUCACAAGCAGAAUAGUCAGGGAUUUUUGUGAUGAAAUGGGAAUUGAGAUGAGGUUUGCUUCUGUUGAGCAUCCACAAUCUAAUGGCCAGGUGGAAGCGGCGAACAAAGUAAUUCUGAAUGGCAUCAAAAAGCGAUUGGGUGAAGCAAAAGGUUUGUGGGCUGAUGAGUUAUUAACAGUGGCCUGGGCUUACAACACAACACCCCAAUCCACUACAGGUGAAACACCGUUCAAGCUUACAUAUGGGGUGGAUGCAAUGAUUCCCGUGGAGAUCCAGGAUAUGACUUUCAGGGUUGCAACAUAUGAUGAGAAUCAAAAUCAUGAGAAUAAGCUGAUAGAUUUGAAUUUGGCUGAGGAAGUGAAAGCAGAGGUUCGCUUGAGGUAGGCUGCAGUGAAACAAAGGUCAGAAAGGCGUUACAAUACCAGAGUGGUUCCAAGGCACAUGCAAGUAGGUGAUCUUGUUUUGCGCAGAAAGGCUAAAGGUCCAGAUGAUUCAAAGUUAUCACCUAAUUGGGAAGGUCCUUACAGAAUUCUGCGUGAUUUGGGACAAGGGGCUUACCACUUAGAAGAACUAUCUGGGCGAAGGAUUCCGAGGGCUUGGAAUGCACAGCACCUGCGUUAUUAUUACAGUUGAUUCGCCCAACGUGUGGAGCAUUGUUGUUUUAGUUUGUUUGUUGUGUUAAAGACUAUGUGGUGUGUUCUCUUUAUGGUUUGUGUGUUUGUAUCGUAAAAACUACGUUUGUUUGUGUGUUAAGACUUAGUGUAACGUGCUCUUUUCUCUACCUGAAAAGGAGAGUUUUUAAUGAGGCGUUGCACAUUAUAAUGAAUAACAGGUAUGCACUCUUUUCUCUACCCCAGGCGGGAGAGUUUUUAACGAGGCAUAACCUUUUUAAAAUAUUUGCCUUGAUCCGCAUAAUAUUUUUCUUAUUUACAACUUAGGUCUAUCAAUUGGGCGAUGUCAGACAAUUGAGAAAGAGUAAGUCUCUUAAAACUAGAGCAUUUGGCCGCGAAUUCAUGAGCACAGCCUUAAUUUGGAUUUAAGCUUGUCCAAUUUGAAUUCAUGUUUUUAGUGGGUUUUAAUGACAGAACACAACGUAUGGCAUUGGUUCGCCAUACGUCGCCUUUAAUAUGCUUUACAUUUUUUACAAGUUUCAAAUAUUUUCAUAUCUGUCUUAUGU
Messenger RNA from Lotus japonicus, 6095 nucleotides. RefSeq lists its product as uncharacterized. The record is from RefSeq and is a predicted model, not a curated record. Lineage: Eukaryota; Viridiplantae; Streptophyta; Magnoliopsida; Fabales; Fabaceae. The transcript is spliced from 2 exons. Gene Ontology annotation, molecular function: RNA-DNA hybrid ribonuclease activity; nucleic acid binding. Bases 3173 to 4483 code for a protein of 436 amino acids.